CACGAGAGAGCGACCUUCUGGACGCCAAAGUGGCUGACCACGCAGGCCCUGUCUGCUGCUGGCUCCACGGACAGUCUGGUGGCCAUGAUGGUCGGCGCCAAGGACGAGGUCGGCGUGUCUGUCGCCUUGAGCGUCUUCUCAGAGGUGUUGCAGCGAGGGAUUGAGUCGGGGGACUCGGGUGCCCGCGACCUGCUGCUCAGCAAGUACUACGACAUCGUGACGACCUGUCUGACCUACCUGGCGUCGCAGAGGGACUCGCACGGCCACCCUUUCAUCUUCAGGCUCAUCUUUAUCGAAUCCAUCUUCUCCAUACGCUUCCCGACGCCGCCUGCUCCGAGCACGUGGGAGCCUCUGCUGCCAUGCCUGUGUGAGGCGCUGCUGCGCGACGGUGCCCUCUGGUCUGGCAGGCUCCACUACAUCAGGCGCCUCAAUGAGAUCAUCGCCGAAAUCAUCAGCUCCGCACCAAAGACAAGUAAGAAAUGGAUGGAUGGAUGGAUGGAUGAAUGGGUUGAUAACACGGAGAGCUGGCAUCCACCAGACCAGAUGUGUGUCUGUGAUGACCUCAUCCAUCAGGUGCCUCUGAGAUUCUGUCUCGGCUUUUGCCCUCGCAUCUCGACAGCAGCAUGGCCGUCCUGGACAGCGGCGGCUCCACAGAUAGCCUCAAUGCGAUGGCCUCAAUGCGCUGGCGGGCAUCCAUCGCGAUCUCUCUGAUAUUCUGCUUCGCCUCUCUGCAUCUGGGUCGGCAUACCAUACCCACACGCUUCUAUGAUAUAGUAUGAUAUAGUGCCUGGACCUGUCUGUCUGUCUGUCUGUCUGUCUGUCCGUCCGCAGAGCGUGUAGAUGAUGAUGCUGAUCUGGCCGAUCUGGCCGAGUUCGACCGGUUGUGUGAGCCGCUGCUGGAGGCCCCUCGAGCGCUCAGGAUCGUCGCAGACCACGUCAUGAGAGGACUCAAGGAGCCAGAGCCACUUGUGCAGACGGUCUCGGGAGACCGAUCUGCCAGUCGGCGCGCUGUGGACGACUGUCGAGCCCUUUCUGGCGUGUCCGUCUUUAUCCCACGGGCACUCAUCUGUGAGCAGAGACAGGCUCUCUAAUUAGUCGGCAUACAUGCAUCUGUUGUGCGUGUGCGUGCAGGUGUUGGUCACACUGCUGCAGUGAUUCAGGCGGGCUUCCCCGAUGUCAUCAUGGCACUCACACAGCACUGCCAGCACAGCAACGGGUUAUUUGACGACGCCGUCGACUUCGCCCCACACGUGCUCGGUGUCAUGUAUGCAUUCACAGACGCAAACGACAAGGUGGGGGGGGGCGCUAACGGAGGGAGGUCUCAUGAUACUCUCGGAUACGUGUGUGUGUGUUUGUAUCGAUGUGUGCAGAUGAUGAUCGACAUGGGUGCGGUAGAGGUCGUGUGCGAUUUGUUGCUCAAGCGCCACGCAGAGAAGAUUCCAGCACAUGCCACGACCACCGAUUCGCCAGCGCCACUAGGUGUGGUCGGACGGUGUUGGCAAAUCCUGGGCAAGGUGGUCAUGUAAGCAUCCAGACCCGAUAUGAGAUGCCCACACACAUAACGGUCACAUGUGAUGUGUUUGUUGCAUGUGUUUAUCUCGAUGCUUCCAUCCAGCUAUGGCGAGUCCCGCGUGCGUCCCAAUGCGCCGCACAACAAGGUCUCUCAAAAGAUCCUGCAGGUGACUGACUGAUGAGCAACCUAGGUCAUGCCUCCUCAGCUUGGCAAGCUGUUACGGUUUCUUUUGUCCGUUUCCAGAAUGCAUCCGUCCAGAAGUUGCGUGAGCUUCACCGCUCCACCGGUGGCCUCGACGUCCAAGACACCAGCAGGCGCUCCAAGGCCAAGAAGGGCAGGAUCAAGGGGCACUCAAACGCGAAGCCAUCCCAGUAGGCCAACUAAGCGAUGGACGGAUCUGUUUCUCUCGGGUGGCUGGCAUGGAUGCCGUGGAUGGCAUGCAGGCCAUGCAGCCCGCCAGACCCCACCUCUUGCCCGCCGUCAUCCUCCUCCUCAUCCCCGUCAGAUCAGAAGGCCGACGGCGCAGCAGGGAAGGACGCUGCUCGUGGGGCGACACCUCUCGCCGGCGUCCUGGCGUUCUUGGACCAGAUCGAAGAGAAGGAGAACGAUCGUGCUGCGGCCGUGUUAGCUGACCUCAUGGCGACCGACGAGAGGGCGGAGAAGGACAAGACGGCGGGGAAGGGCGGGGGGAAGGCUGGAAAGGGCAAAGGGCCACCGAGUGUGGCCGAGUCUGCGCGCUCCUAUGGCGUGUAAGUGGGCAACGACACGGCAAGCCCCCGCCACUGAUUGGUGUGUGUACCGUUUGCUUGUAUCUGUCAGGUGUGUUGAUGGUCGUGAUGCCUCUGACAGAGUGGCUGCCGCCGGACCCCAGGCAGGGUGUGUGGGCGGGAGGGAACACUGCACGGCUGCCAGCACACAUGCACUGUGUGUGGGUCUAUCUGGGACAGAUCUGCUGGUGCUGGUGCUGUCCCAGGGGAGAGGGACCCUCAGCCCAGCGGCAGGAGGAGGAAGAAUCGGAAGAAGAAGCUCAACAAGGGCAGGGGCGAAUCGCAGUAAGUGAUGGAAGGAGAGAGGGAGGGGGAAGGGGCUGCAUUACGGUGGACUGUGUCAUCCAUUUUGGCUCCCAAAGGUGUGUUGAGUCGGUGGCCGAAGAGGGCGUGGAGCAUGACGGUGGUGGCGACGUAGAGGACGCUGGUGCUGACGGCGAUGACAUAGACACACGGCAGGAGAGGUCAGCACACACAACACAACACGACACAACACAGCAAACCUGUCACCCCUCACUGAUACGUACUGCAUCCUCUCUUGAUUUACAGGCCAAUGUCCGAGUCUGCGGACACGACGCGGCCUUCUUCUCGCUCGUCCGCUGCCGAGCCUCUCUGGCCUGCCGCCAAGCCUUUGCAGGGCGUCGGAAGCGGCACGGCUGGGCAGGCCGGCAGUGGCCCGGGGGCGGGGUUGCGAGAGGGCCAUGGUCUCGCUGCCCUUUCGCCUUCGGUCAGUGGCGCGGUGGCCGCAUCGUUCGGAGCUGGGCCGGCACUCACACGGGCGACCGACAAGCAACAUCCACCACAGCAAGAUGGAGAGGACAGGUCCGUUGCGUGCCCCAGACAGGCAUCUGCACCGUGGCAGACGUGUCAUUUGUGUGUUGGGUGUGCAGUGAGGAUGAGGACGAGCAUGAGGUGCAGACCCAGAUGGCCAUCGCUGCAUCGCUGGACGACGCCACCACCGCUGCCAUGGUGCGCCCGCCAUCCAUGCCGCCUUCUUCGUCGAUGAUGUCUGGCGGCUACGCCAGUGGCGCACCCGCAGCAGCAGCAGCGGCGGCGGCGUCGCUCGGGCCUCUGAAGGAUGCAGUGUGCAGGGCUAUAGAGGAGCAGCAGAGGUCAGCAAAGGAUCUUAUGAUGGAGGGAUGGGCGGACGAUUGGCUGCGUCAUGUGUGUGUCCAUGUCAUUCAUCUGCAGCAUGGAGCGUGCUUAUGGCGAGGCGCUUGAGCGGCACUCGACCAUCAUGGUGCGGACCAACAAGCUCAGCGCGGCCAUGAGGGCACUCACAGAAGCCACGCAAGAGCAACCAGACACGUACAAAGAUGGAAAUGAAGCGCUCUGAAUCAUCUUAAAUCGAUUCCUGUGGUGCGUCAGGUUGACUCGCGAUGCGCUGAUGGCCCUGACGACGGCAGCGGAGGUGUGUGAGUUCGGCGAGAGGGUCACGCGCGAAGACGAGCGGCUCGACCAACUCUACCGUCGUGCAUGCGAUUCCUCCCGCACCAGCAGUAGCGACACACGUGCCGGCAACGGCAGCGGGUCCCUGUUUGGCCGUCUGCCGUCCCCGUCUGCAGCAUUUGAUGUAGCGCGCAACAAUGAUCGCAUUCCAAGGUGAGUAACGACACCAUACACACACACACACAGAAGUGAUUGAUCGGCACUCACUCAGGUCCUCGCGUCAUGACGAGAUAGCUGACGAGGUCGAUUCGAUGUCAUCGGAGGGGCAGCUGCGCGAGAUGCUGCAGAGCACCAAGGCCAAGCUGCGACAGUGAGCACACGCACGUAGAAACGAGCGAGGGAGUAUGUUCAUACUGCCCCUUGGCUCUCCUGUAGGCUGGAGGUGGACAUCUCGACGGUGACGGAGGCGACUGCGGCAGCCGAGGCGACCACCAUACCAACACUCCAGCAACAACACGACCGCCUGCUGCAGAUAGCCCGCACAUGGUAGACACACGCGCACACGAGUUUAGCCGCCAAUGCACCGCACCCUUGUUCGUUCUGUUGUUGUGUUGCGUGUAUGCAGCUUGACGGAGUACCGGCUGUCAUCCCUCCAGUCACCUGAAGAUGUGGAGGCCUUCAAGCGCGACAUCACCAAGGCCAGGGAGGCACUGCGGGCACUCAACAAGGAGGCCAGCAAGAUAGAGGGUCGGCUGGAGGAACGCGAAGCAGCGGCCGCCUCUGCUGCUGCGGCACCGCCUCCCCCUCCCCGUCCCAUCUGCGGCAUCUGCAACGACAGCCCGCCCACAGUGCUAUUUUAUCCCUGUGGUCACCUGUGCCUGUGUGCCGAUUGUUGGCAGCAGUGGAAGGGCAGACACGAGAGGGCCAAGGCAGAGAAGGCGCGGCUGGAGGGGGCGGGCCAGCCGGUGCCUGAGGAGGUGCGUCGGUAUGCGGUGCUGAGAUGCCCUUCCUGCCGGAGCGAGCCCGAGAAGACGAUCCUAGCGCACGUGCAGACGGAGGAUUGAGUAGAUCAGACAGGCAGAGGGGAAGGGCGGGCGGUGUUGUACAGGUGGUGGACGGUGGAUGGUGGGGGAUGCCUGAUGACCGACUCACCAUCAGCAGCCAGCCAGCCAGCGUAGCUUUCAUUACAUUCCAUUGCAUUUCAUGGUCAUACAAGACACAUUUCACGUAAAUGUCGUUGGAUGGCCU
Messenger RNA from Vitrella brassicaformis, 4917 nucleotides. The record is from the annotation of a GenBank genome assembly. Lineage: Eukaryota; Vitrellaceae.